CUCUGCUCCUAUCGAGUACUACUAAGAUUCACACUAGUCAAUAAAUAAAACAAACAAAAAAAAAAAACUGAAAAUGUUCAAGCUAUUCAUUUCAUUGGCUGUCCUCUGCCUCGUCGCCACAUGCUUCGGUCAGACCUUCCAAUACUCUCACGGUUGGACCAGCGGCAAACGCGCCCAUCGUGAUAGCGAAGCUCCCGAAAUUUAUAGUCUACAACAAGAUGGCGAUCGCAAAUUGGAACGAUGCCUCAUGCAAUUGCAAUAUUUAUUACGCAAUCCCUUGCCUAUUCGUGCCGCUGUUCAAACAAUCGCCCCAGCCAAUAGCAAUCUGUUCGGAAAUCAUCAUCAAUCAAAUGAAUUGUAUGAGGAAUUGAAUGCUGCAGAGGCGAAUGAUUAUAGCAAACAUUAAAACGCGAUUAUGCCCGAAUUAUUAAUACCAAAUAAAUAAAAUAAAUGGAUUCCAUUCGAAUUUAAUAGUAAGCCUCUAAUCAAAUAUUUAUGCUUUAUUACCAUUGGUUUUAAGUAUAUAGUAUUAUUGCUCACUUAUUCAAUGUAAAUAUUUAGAAUUAUGGCAUUUCGCAAACUAAUUUAAUUGAUUACAUAAUUAUUGUAUGCAUUUUAUGUUUAAAAAGAUUUCUAAAAAUGUUAUGAAUAUAUGUAUAAAGAAAAUAUUUUCAAAUAAAUCAUGCAAAAGUAGCAAACGUGCU
This is a messenger RNA of Ceratitis capitata (Mediterranean fruit fly), 704 nucleotides long. RefSeq names its product pro-corazonin. Gene Ontology annotation, biological process: positive regulation of heart contraction. The record is from RefSeq and is a predicted model, not a curated record. NCBI's taxonomy places the organism in Eukaryota, Metazoa, Arthropoda, Insecta, Diptera, Tephritidae. The transcript has 3 exons. Gene Ontology annotation, molecular function: corazonin receptor binding. The coding region runs from base 74 to 406 and encodes 110 amino acids.